AUGGACCAACAGAAGAUUCAGGCCAUCACAGAUUGGCCGCCACCUAAGGAUAUCCACGCCUUUAGGUCUUUCCUUGGCCUACGCAACUUCUAUCGGCGAUUUGUGAAGAAUUACUCCCUCAUUACAGUGCCGCUAAUAGAACUACUCAAGAAGGCCACACUCUGGGAUUGGGGACCCAGUCGAACAGAGGCCUUCAACGCAUUAAAAAUGGCUAUGUCUAGUAGCCCCGUCUUGGCCCUCCCUGAUUUGGCCAAGCCAUUCGAGGUACAAACGGAUGCCUCCAACUAUGACCUUGGUGGAGUCUUGCUACAAGACGGACAUCCCUUAGUGUACGAGAGCUGGAAACUGAAGGAUGCAGAGCGGUGCUAUGCCGCCCACAAGCAACAAUUAUUAGCUGUCGUUCAUUGCUUAUGCCUUUAG
Messenger RNA from Nicotiana tabacum (common tobacco), 420 nucleotides. Lineage: Eukaryota; Viridiplantae; Streptophyta; Magnoliopsida; Solanales; Solanaceae. The record is from RefSeq and is a predicted model, not a curated record.